This is a messenger RNA of Ustilaginoidea virens, 711 nucleotides long. RefSeq lists its product as uncharacterized. The coding region runs from base 1 to 711 and encodes 236 amino acids. The transcript has 2 exons. Gene Ontology annotation, biological process: site-specific DNA replication termination at RTS1 barrier; mitotic DNA replication termination. Lineage: Eukaryota; Fungi; Ascomycota; Sordariomycetes; Hypocreales; Clavicipitaceae. The record is from RefSeq and is a predicted model, not a curated record. Gene Ontology annotation, cellular component: nucleus.
AUGGGCAACGACGGGGGCUCGAUACCCAAACGGCACGAGCUUGUCAAAAAUGCUGCUCGCGCGCCCACAGUGUCAGAACUGAAAGCCACGGCUUUAGAGUCUCUUGCUCACGCAUGGACUCAUUGUGCCCUCAGCAACCAGGUCCUCGACAUGGAGACGGCCGUAUCAGAUUGGCGCGGACGACUCUUCAACUACGAGGCAGUUUUGAGAGGCUUGAUGCCCUCGGAUCAAGCCGCCGAGACCACGCCUGCUGCUUUCGGCAUCAAGUCGCUGCGGGACAUUGUCAAGCUGGUAUUCUCCAAGUCCGGGGAUAAAUGGACAUGUCCCAUUUCCAUGAAAGAGAUGGGCCCAUCAACAAAGGCGGUCUAUUUGGUGCCUUGUGGCCAUACUUUUGCCGAGAUUGCCAUGAAUGAGAUUCAAGAGGAAUCAUGCCCCGGGUGUGGCCAAGCUUUUACGGAGGAGAAUGUCAUUCCGCUCCUUACCGCAAGCGAGAAAGAUUUGCAGCGGCUGGAGAGGAGGGUAGAGGACUUGCGAGAGAAAGGACUUGCCCAUAGUCUGAGGAAAGACAAGUCGGACAAGAAGAAUAAGAGGAAGCGCAAGGGCGAUGAGGGGGUUGGGGACGGCGGUCAAGUCAAGAACAAGUGGUAUAAACAAUCCGGCAGCUGCAUCUCUGACCGCCAAGGUUUUAUCGGAGCAGGAUGCGAGGAAUAA